CGCAGGGGCAGGAGAAGCGUCUAGGGCUGUGUUCGAGGACGCACGUACCCUAAAGAAACUCUGAAUUUUGAAGUUUCGAGUGUGAGAAACGACUGCCUUGCCCUAUUCAAAGAUGGCGGCGCAGCAUUUCUGACGGUUUCGCUCUCAUGCGUCAGCCAGAGAAGCGCUCUCUGAUUGGCUAAGACAAGGCGCCGUGGAGUGACGUAUGGGAGCACUGACCAAUCGACUGUGAGCUGAGGUGGACUUGGCGGUGGAAGCCGGAGCCGAGCGCUGGAGUCCGUGGGGGCGCGGAAGGCUCUGUCCAGUUUCCUUUUAGACCAUGGCAACAUACCUGGAGUUCAUUCAGCAGAAUGAAGAGCGAGAUGGUGUGCGUUUCAGUUGGAAUGUGUGGCCUUCUAGCCGCCUUGAAGCCACAAGAAUGGUUGUUCCCUUGGCUUGUCUCCUUACUCCUUUAAAGGAACGCCCAGACCUGCCUCCUGUACAGUAUGAACCUGUGCUUUGCAGCAGGCCAACCUGCAAGGCUAUUCUCAAUCCACUUUGUCAAGUUGAUUAUCGAGCAAAACUUUGGGCUUGCAAUUUCUGUUUUCAAAGAAAUCAGUUCCCUCCAGCAUAUACAGGAAUAUCUGAGGUGAACCAGCCUGCUGAAUUGAUGCCUCAGUUUUCAACAAUUGAGUACGUCAUCCAGCGAGGUGCUCGAUCCCCUCUGAUCUUUCUCUAUGUGGUUGACACAUGUUUGGAGGAAGAUGACCUUCAAGCACUCAAAGAGUCUCUGCAGAUGUCCUUGAGUCUCCUUCCUCCCGAUGCUCUGGUUGGUCUUAUCACUUUUGGGAGGAUGGUGCAGGUUCACGAGUUAAGCUGUGAAGGAAUCUCCAAGAGUUACGUCUUCCGAGGGACCAAGGAUUUAACUGCAAAACAGAUACAGGAUAUGCUGGGCCUGACCAAGUCAGCUAUGCCCAUGCAGCAAGCAAGGCCUGCUCAACCUCAGGAGCAGCCUUUUGUUUCCAGCAGAUUUCUGCAGCCCGUUCACAAGAUUGAUAUGAACCUCACUGAUCUUCUGGGGGAGCUGCAGAGGGACCCAUGGCCAGUAACUCAGGGGAAGAGACCUUUGCGGUCCACUGGUGUUGCUUUGUCCAUUGCUGUUGGAUUGUUGGAGGGUACUUUUCCAAACACUGGAGCCAGGAUCAUGCUGUUCACUGGAGGCCCUCCCACCCAAGGGCCUGGCAUGGUGGUUGGAGAUGAAUUGAAGACUCCUAUUCGUUCCUGGCAUGAUAUUGAGAAAGAUAAUGCGCGGUUCAUGAAGAAGGCGACCAAGCAUUACGAGAUGCUUGCUAAUCGAACUGCUGCAAAUGGUCACUGCAUUGAUAUUUAUGCUUGUGCUCUUGAUCAAACUGGACUUCUGGAGAUGAAAUGCUGUCCAAAUCUUACAGGAGGCCACAUGGUGAUGGGAGAUUCUUUCAAUACUUCUCUUUUCAAGCAGACAUUCCAAAGAAUUUUUAGUAAAGACUUCAAUGGAGAUUUCAGAAUGGCAUUUGGUGCUACACUGGAAGUAAAGACUUCUCGGGAGCUGAAGAUUGCAGGAGCUAUUGGUCCAUGCGUGUCUCUGAAUGUGAAAGGACCAUGUGUGUCGGAAAAUGAGCUUGGUGUUGGUGGCACAAGUCAGUGGAAAAUCUGUGGCCUGGAUCCCACGUCUACUCUUGGCAUCUACUUCGAAGUUGUCAAUCAGCACAAUGCCCCGAUUCCCCAGGGAGGCCGAGGUGCCAUCCAGUUUGUCACUCAGUAUCAGCAUUCCAGCACUCAGAAGCGCAUCCGAGUGACCACCAUUGCCCGCAAUUGGGCAGAUGCUCAGAGUCAGCUGAGGCACAUAGAAGCAGCAUUUGACCAAGAGGCUGCAGCAGUCUUGAUGGCACGGCUUGGAGUGUUCCGGGCAGAGUCAGAGGAGGGACCUGAUGUGCUCCGGUGGCUGGAUCGGCAACUCAUCCGACUGUGUCAGAAGUUUGGGCAGUAUAACAAAGAAGACCCCGCGUCUUUCAGAUUGUCAGACUCCUUUUCUUUGUAUCCUCAGUUCAUGUUCCACCUGAGAAGAUCUCCAUUUCUUCAAGUGUUCAACAACAGUCCCGACGAGUCGUCUUAUUACAGACACCACUUUGCCAGGCAGGAUCUGACCCAGUCCCUCAUCAUGAUCCAGCCCAUUCUCUAUUCCUACUCCUUCCAUGGACCCCCAGAGCCUGUGCUCCUGGACAGCAGCAGCAUUCUCGCUGACCGAAUUCUGCUGAUGGAUACUUUCUUCCAAAUUGUCAUUUAUCUUGGUGAGACCAUAGCCCAGUGGCGAAAAGCUGGAUACCAGGACAUGCCUGAGUAUGAAAACUUCAAGCACCUUCUGCAGGCACCACUGGAUGAUGCACAAGAAAUUCUGCAAGCACGCUUCCCAAUGCCACGUUAUAUCAACACAGAACAUGGUGGCAGUCAGGCACGAUUCCUGUUGUCUAAAGUUAAUCCAUCUCAGACACACAAUAACUUGUAUGCUUGGGGACAGGAGACUGGAGCGCCCAUCCUGACGGACGAUGUUAGCCUGCAGGUGUUCAUGGAUCACUUGAAGAAGCUGGCUGUGUCCAGUGCCUCUUAAACUAACAGCGCAGCCCAGAAGUGGAAGACAGGACUGUCAGACCAUCUUCACACUGUUGAUAUCACCUUAGCAACAUUCCUUUCUCCUUUCUGGAAGAUUCUAAUAAAUAACCCAAAGAAUUUUUAUAUGUAUAUCUUCAGGUUAUAAUACAUCUUCAGGUUAUAAUUUAUUUGUAUUCCUUCUCUGCCUGUUUUCCUACAUGUGAGAUUAUAUAAGGUCAUAAAUGUUCUGCUAAUUGUAGAUGUUUACUCACUUUUUGUACUUUAAUGUUUUAGAGUCUUUGUAAAAUCAGAGUUUAUGUAUUGUUGGCUGCUUGUUUAAGUGAACCUUGAUGAUCAUAAAGGAAAUAAAUCUGGAUGAGAAGAGCAUUGGCCAAAAUAA
Molecule: messenger RNA, 3004 nt
Organism: Alexandromys fortis (reed vole)
Lineage: Eukaryota; Metazoa; Chordata; Mammalia; Rodentia; Cricetidae
Gene: Sec23b
Product: SEC23 homolog B, COPII coat complex component
Exons: 20
Coding region: 320-2623 (767 amino acids)
Biological process (GO): intracellular protein transport; endoplasmic reticulum to Golgi vesicle-mediated transport; COPII-coated vesicle cargo loading
Cellular component (GO): endoplasmic reticulum exit site; COPII vesicle coat
Molecular function (GO): GTPase activator activity; zinc ion binding
Source: RefSeq, a predicted model, not a curated record